Molecule: messenger RNA, 1653 nt
Organism: Penicillium canescens
Lineage: Eukaryota; Fungi; Ascomycota; Eurotiomycetes; Eurotiales; Aspergillaceae
Exons: 1
Coding region: 1-1653 (550 amino acids)
Source: RefSeq, a predicted model, not a curated record
AUGGAGUCUAACGGGCCUAUUUUCGACGAGGCCCAGUACCGCCGGGAUGUACUCAACCUCUCGUCACCAGAAGCCGAACAAGAGCGGGCGCAACAGCUGGCUGACGAAGCCCGACAACUGGGUGUGAAGAUGCCAGAAAUGGAAGCUACUGCGCCGCUGUCUGCCUCGAUCGCAUCGGGUUUACUCGAGCUUUCUUCGCCCCUUCUCUCGUCAGGCUCGUCGACCGAUCGCAUUUCCGUCUACGAUGGCUCCGUUACCCCGUCUCAUGAACCCGGUUCUCCGUCGACGUCUGCGCUUGAUCAGGUUGUUUCGUCACUGUCGGAGAUUACAAUUGCUUCUGACCAUAUCAACCCUGGCAGUACGCGCUCGCUGGCGUCGCUCUCUACCCGUCCCACCUCGUUUUGUUCGAGCGAGGGGAGGACGGGACUUGCGCUGCAUGGAUACAAUAAUGAUCCCUUUGAGGGCAAAUCGCAUCGUCAUUCCAUGCUGAGUAUCGCUUCGGCCGAUAAGAAGGAGAAGCGACGCAGCAGUUUGAAAUCUGCCAUUGGACGGAUUCAUUUUCGCAAGAAGCGCACUUCCCCGCCAAUCGUCAUGUCUCCUGACUCGCGCAUUACCCUCUCCAAGAGCGACAAAGGCGUGGAUCAUGUCUACCUCGAGCCUACGCCUGGAUCUAACAAUCCUGAUGAUGGGGAUAUUCCCCCGGCUAUUCCUCGUCCUCCCAAGAGGACCACCGAAGCCCCCCUUCCCAGGCUGAGAAUUCCUCUGUUCAACAAGGAAGCCUUGCAGCGAAGCUUGGAUGAUCCCGAGCUUAGUGAGUUGCACCAGCGACAUGAAAUGGAAAAGAAUCGUCACCUUGCUUUCCAGGAGACCGCCCUGAACAUUCUCCGGCGCCGACACCAGGAUGCUGUGUCUGAACAGCAGUCUGAGAACCAGCGUCGGGAGGACGAGAAACGUGAAAAGAACAUUGACGACACAAUCCGACUUGAAGAGCGACAACUUGCAGUCGAAAUCGAACAGCAACGCGAGUUCGAUCGUGCCAAGAUGAACUCGGCCACCCGCAUCAAGCAUAUGGAGGGCUAUUUCCGCAACGCCAGCCCACCGCCCUCUCCCUCCAUAACAGCGACAACAGCCGAACGGUCAUCCGGGUCGUUCUCAGACUCCGCUUCCCCUCCACCAACCCGCCAAUUCACUCGGCAGCACAUGGAGCAACUAGAACAGCAAUACCACGACCACGAGUCCAUGGACCAGCUCCACGAUGCUCGCAUCAAAGUCCUCCGUGACCGCCAAGAAGUCAAGCUACAAGAAACUGUGGCGCGCCUAGAAAAGGAACUAAAUGAGAUGUGCAAACAACACAAGCAGGAUAUCACCACUCUCCAGCAAGAGCAACAAGCCGAGGAAACAUCCCUCACCCAAGCCCUGGACUCGAAGAAGACUUCACUGCGUGACAGAUGGCAGUUAGAAGAAGCUAUCCUUCGCCGAACCCUCGAAGUGCGACAUGGCCAAUUAUACGGCCCCCUGCCACCUGUCUCAUUCACAAACACCACUCCCGACACCGAUACCCCCGUUACCAUUACCGUCCCCGAGUCCUCGCCUCUAGGAGCAUCGAGCACCUCGGACACAAUCCAUCCCGCUCGGGAUGGCGUGGCACCCUAA